Molecule: messenger RNA, 768 nt
Organism: Dracunculus medinensis (Guinea worm)
Lineage: Eukaryota; Metazoa; Nematoda; Chromadorea; Rhabditida; Dracunculidae
Source: the annotation of a GenBank genome assembly
AUGGCGAUGAAAGGUACUGCCUUUCCCCAUAUAACCAUUUAUGUAUCUUGUAAUGUUUUCAACAAAUCACGAGAAAAAUGGGGGCCAAUUAAUCAUGGAAUGUAUAGUCGUCAUUUAUUGGGCAUUGAUAUGCCUCGGAAUUACAAUUUAAGGAGUAAUAACGAGCUAAGCAAUUUUGAUGCACUGGAAAACGAGGCUUAUCAUAUGACAUAUCCAUACUGCAAACCUGCUAACAAACGUAGAAAAACAUAUGGCGAGAUGAAUGAAGCAAAACAAAAAAAAAAUACACUGGCAUUGCCAGAAAAUUCAGGAACUACCUCUCGAUUCAUUGUUAUUAGCAGUGCAAACGAUGAAAAUCGUAUAAAUCCGCCAAAUACACUUCGAGAACAUCGAAGUAAAUCUAUUGACGAUGAAUUACAAGAAGGUUUAUUGAUGAAAAUCCCGUCGGGAUCGCAUAAUGAAGAAAAAAAUUGCACUCUGGAUGUAAAAAACGUUGAAACUUCAAUCCAGAAAAAGCCUAUAUUAAAAUUAACCAUUAGAGGACCACUAAACGACGAGGAAAGUCUUCUUCCUAUGGUCUCUUUUUUGGUCAAAUUAAUUCGAUUUUAUCACAAUUUUAGUACUCUAGUACUCUAUUCUAGUAUCCUAAAUCGAUAUGCAUCAUUGCAUAAUAGAGUACCUGAGAUGUCAUUGUUUAAAUUAUUAUUAUCAUAUCGAGCAUCAGAGCACUUAAAAUUGUGCGAGCGAAUAUCUAACGAGAUAUGGUGA